CCUUAUAUAUACUUUUCCCAAAACCCUGGCCCCUCUAAUAACGCGCUGCAUUCUCUCUCACAAAACCUCCCUCGCCAUUCGCUCUCUCUCGUACAAAAUUCCUCAUGUUCUUCAAGCGAGGCUCCAUUUGCAAGUUUUCAUCUUUUUCAACGAGCUAAGAGAGCUUGGUUCCUUUGGAAGGAUUGCGGUGUCCCUAUUGGUAACCUUUAGAGCAAAAGGCCAUACAUCUCAAAGAGUAUUUGUUACUUCAAGUUUUCAAUACUCAUUUUGUUGUCAGUCAUGUCAUCCUUAAGGAAUGCUCUUCCGAGGCGGGUCCAUAAGGAGCGUGCUCAGCCACGACAUAGGGAAAAAUUUGGGAUCCUUGAGAAGCAUAAGGACUAUGUGAUAAGGGCACGACAAUACCAAAAGAAAGCAGAGACAAUACGGAAACUCAAGGAGAAAGCAGCAUUCAGGAACCCAGAUGAAUUCUACUUUAAGAUGAUCAAGUCAAAAACUGUGGAUGGAGUACAUAUACCUGCGAAUCAGGCCAACACAUUCAGCCAAGAGGAGUUAUUACUUAUGAAGACCCAGGACAUAGGAUAUGUUCUUCAAAAAGCUCAAAGCGAGAAGAAGAAAGUCGAUAGGCUAAGUUCUGUGUUGCAUUCUGUCAACAAUCCUUCAUCGAGCAACCAUGUUUACUUUGCUGAUGAUAGGGAUGAAGCUAAAGAAUUACAAGGACGGUUGUUGCAGAAGAGUGACCAAGGAGUGUCUGUAAGCUGGCCAAAACGUAUAAAGAAAAAAACAGCAGCAUCUUAUAAAGAGCUAGCAGCGAGGAAGAAGAGGGCAUAUGAUUUAGAGAAAAUGUACAUGGAGAUGGCUUACCAGAAGGAACUGAAGAAAAAAGGGCAGAAGCGCAGAGUCAAGGAUCAUGAGCUCGUUUCCCCUACUGACAGACCAGUGUACAAAUGGGAACGGGAACGCAAGCGGUGAAAGCUUGCUGAGACAUGAAGAUCACAUAAUUUAAACAGUUCACACAAGUGUAUUGGGCUUACUGAUUCAAAAUGGCAUGCCUUGCCUACAGCUGCAGAGAGUGAUUAGGGUUCAUCUAAGAUGGACAUCGACAUGGCUACCACUGGCCCUGAUUAAUGCUGAAUUAUGUGUAAUUUAAUGAGAAUUAUAGGGAGAAUAAAUUUUGAUGCAUUUAUUUUCACCCCCCCCAACCCCCCCCUCUGUCUCUUCUGAUAAGUUUGGUAAAUUAGAUUAGCUCUGUUGCCUCUGAUUACCUCAAUAUACUUAACACAAUUUUGUUCGAUCUGGGUGGUCCAUCCCAGCCAGUCUUUGCCAGUCUAGAUGUUUAUUACUAUUUGUCAAAAGUUAAUGCAUGGAUAGAGAGCCCAACUUUUUGCUUUGAAGAUAUUUAA
Messenger RNA from Amborella trichopoda, 1400 nucleotides. It is a transcript of the gene EDA14, whose product is annotated as embryo sac development arrest 14. Gene Ontology annotation, biological process: rRNA processing. The record is from RefSeq and is a predicted model, not a curated record. Gene Ontology annotation, cellular component: nucleolus; small-subunit processome. Lineage: Eukaryota; Viridiplantae; Streptophyta; Magnoliopsida; Amborellales; Amborellaceae.